Messenger RNA from Phyllopteryx taeniolatus (common seadragon), 1769 nucleotides. RefSeq lists its product as uncharacterized. Gene Ontology annotation, biological process: T cell activation; interleukin-15-mediated signaling pathway; positive regulation of ERK1 and ERK2 cascade. The coding region runs from base 234 to 1142 and encodes 302 amino acids. Gene Ontology annotation, molecular function: protein tyrosine kinase binding; MHC class II protein binding. Gene Ontology annotation, cellular component: membrane raft; external side of plasma membrane. The transcript is spliced from 9 exons. The record is from RefSeq and is a predicted model, not a curated record. Lineage: Eukaryota; Metazoa; Chordata; Actinopteri; Syngnathiformes; Syngnathidae.
UCUCAGCUCAGUCGUUUCCAAAAGCAAGAGCAAAGCCGCAUGUUUUUUUGUUUUUUCCCCCUGUGUGGUUUUAAGUUGGUCUACAACUUUCCAAUGUGCAGCUUUCUUUUGUUGCUCCUUUCUUUUCAAGUUGCGCCUCCCACAGUGUUUUGCAUCCUUGCAAGUGUUGCAGAUGAUGAUGCCUUGAUUACGAAUAUAGCACACGUAACUGCCUCUGAAGUAAGAAUUUUUGGAUGCAUCUUAUCACAAUGAAGACCCUCAUGUGGUUUCCACUGGUGCUGGGUGCUCUGCAGCAGACUGGAGCAGAGCUGAUCCACACCAAAACGGGCCAGAGGGUCACCAUCACGUGCGGCCUUGGCGACUUCGCCAGCAGCUUGGUGUGGCGUCACAGCGACGACCUGGUUGUCCAGAUUAGCGGCAAGACUCACAUGCUGCUCAGAGGCACCAAUGCCAUUGGGUCCAGGUCAAAGGUGAGGCAGGAGACUAAUCUGGAGAUCACCGCGGUGGAGGAAGGCGACGCCGGACAAUUCACAUGCUUUGUAGACAAUAAGUUGAAAGUGCACACGCUUGUUGUUGUCUCCGUGUUGGUGGAGCCUGCGGGUGACCUGUGGCUGCACAGUUUGGCAGUGCUGCAGUGUUGGGUGGCCGGGUUGCCCUCGGACACAGUGGUGCACUGGAGAAGGCCCGGCGGUGCUCGUCGAUGGGACCGCGGCAUUGCUCGCCUCGACCCGGUGGAGGCGUCCCAUGCGGGGAAGUGGCAGUGUGUCUUCUACCAUGAGGUGGCCGAGUACACGGAGGAAAUAGAGAUUGACGUGAAAAACAUUUACAUGACAACCAGCACGCCAAGCACAAAGGACUUGGGUUAUUCCUCCCCCCCCCGUGUCCAGCCUGCACUUUCCAAGCUGGGCUGGUGGCUUCUGGUCGCUGGUAGCCUGGUGGUGCUCCUGCUGCUCAGCUUGGUUCUGCUUUUGUUUGGCCAAAUCAGAAGAAGGAAGAAAAGAUUCCUGCAGAUGAAGAACGCCAGAAAGCCGAUGAACGCCCGCCACUACUGCCAGUGUCGCUGUCCGACAGCUGCUGCAGUGCCACUGCGGCCAGAGAAGAAGAAGAAGAAGAAGCCCCCUCUCCUCCCACUGACGCACUGAAGAAGCAAAGCGACUGAAGAAAAAUAAAGAUUGGGCUAAGGAGAGAAAGAGAAUUACUGAUGUUUCUGAGUAUGAUGAUGACGAUUGUGAUGCUUUCUUUACCAGUUAUGUGAAUGUAAAUAAGAUCAACAUGGACUUAUUUACAUACAUGCGACAUAUGAAUAAGUUACAGUGCAUUUCGAAAUGCAAGCCGCUUUUGAUGCAUUUUCAUUUAGUGUGAAAUUUAGUGUGUAAUUUUCAUUACUCUGUUGUCCUGGAUUCCAUUAUAAUCAAAUGAACCUCGAGACACGUUAAAUUAGGGAAAGUGUGACAGCCUGAAAGAGAAACGCAGACAUCAAAUCAAAGUCUAGAUUGGGUACCAGUAAGAACAACAUUAAUAAGUUUAGAGUUUAGGACAGCAUUUUCCAUUAAGAUCAGCCCGUCCAUGAUUGACAAAUCAGAAAGAAGGGGUUUUGCCAAAUUUUUGUUUAUAUGCCCGUAUUUUGCCCAUUGUGGUUCAGUCUCUCAGAGAAGAUGUUGUUCUUCUGCCUUUGAGAAUAAAUUCUUUGUGAUCUGACCAUCUUGGAAUCCAGCCUAUUUUUCCUGUUGGGCUUUCAUUUCUAUUUUUACACAAGCUCCAGAGUUUGA